CCAGGUCAUGACCCCCUCCACAAGAUAAGGCCGGUCCUUGAUCUUGUGAAUGGAUCCUUCGCAAACACUCACCGGCUGGCCCAGAGUGUUUGCGUGGAUGAAAGGAUGGUUGGCUUUAAGGGACGACAUCAUCUUGUUCAAUACAUGGCCAACAAGAAAGCACACAGAUGGGGAGUGAAGUUGUGGAUCCUUGCCGAGGCGGGUACUGGAUACACCCAUCAAGUCCGGAUCUACAAGGGCAGCAACCUUGGAGGACCACCACCCAGGGCAGGCCUUGGGCACAGUGUGGUCAUGGACUUGUUGGAACCGCAUCUCGACAAGGGACACCACGUCAUCUGUGACAACUUCUUCAGCAGCCCGUCUCUCUGCCAUGAUCUCUUUGACAGGAAGACGUUCUGCACAGGAGUUGUCGCCGUCCGGAGGAAGGGAAUGCCGAGCUCCUUUGUUGGGAAAAGACCACCCAGGGGCUCGACAAUUGUGAGAAGACAGGGUCCGCUGCUGGCAGUGCUCUUUUCAGACAGGAGGGUCUUCACAAUUUUAUCUACCAUGGGUAGUCCAAGAAUGGAAGAUGGGCUUAACUCACGGGCCGGUCUGUCACUCUCCCUCAGUCGUAAGACU
Messenger RNA from Haliotis rubra (blacklip abalone), 618 nucleotides. RefSeq lists its product as uncharacterized. The transcript has 3 exons. Lineage: Eukaryota; Metazoa; Mollusca; Gastropoda; Lepetellida; Haliotidae. The record is from RefSeq and is a predicted model, not a curated record. The annotation marks the transcript as partial.